AUGGGCAUCUGUUGUUCAUAAUAGCCAGGAGGAUUUAUUUAAAAUGUUGAGUUCAGAUAAUUUGAACCAGAAUAAGUUCCUACAUUAGUUCCAUAACAAAUAAACUUUGAAGAACAUGAGGAAGAGAUUAUAACAAUCCAAAAAUCAAUAAGGAAGAAAAAAGCUAAAAAAGUAGCUGCUUAGAUGAAGGAAGAGGCUGAAAGAGAAAAACCAGGGGAUGCUUGGAUAUAAAGUAAAGAGCCUAAGACUUUGGAAUAGAAUGUUUAAAUAACAUAUAAUAAGUUGGGUAAGUUUAAGUUUGAGAAAUAGUUGCCUUAAGAAUUUAAUGAAUGUCGAUUUUUUAUGCCUCAUGUAUUUAAAAUGUUAUAAUUUAGGAACAUAAAAAAAACACUGGAAAUAUUUAUGUAGGUUAGUGGUUAUAGAGAUUGAGGCAUGGCAGAGGAAAAUAGUAUUUUGCAGAUGGCUCAAUCUAUGAAGGCUAUUGGAAAUUUGAUUAAGCUAAUGGAAGAGGCAGAAUUAUUCAUUCAAAUGGUAAUGCAUAUGAUGGGGAAUGGAAAAAUAAUUCUGCAAAUGGUUAUGGUAUAUUUUAUGAAUUUGAUGGUUCUCAAUAUUAAGGAGAAUGGUUGCUAGAUUAAAAGGUUAAUAUAAUAUUUAUAGUAGCAUGGUUAAGGAAAAGAGAUUUUAAAUGAUGGCAGCCAAUUUGAAGGGAUUUUUAAAGAAGGAAAAAAGUAGGGUAAAGGUAUUGCAAAAUUCCCUAAUGGUGAUAUAUAUAAUGGAUAAUUUGAGAAUGAUUAAAUUACAGGUUUCGGUGAAUUGAUAUUUGCUGAUGGAAGACGUUACAAAGGACAUUUUAAGGAUGGUAAAAUGCAUGGUAAAGGUCAUUUUAUAUGGCCUGAUGGUAGAGAAUAUGAAGGUUAAUAUUACAAUGAUCUUAAACAUGGUGAGGGAGAAUUUAAAUGGGCAGAUGGAUCAAAAUAUAUUGGAUAGUUUCGAGAAGGAAAAUAACAUGGCAAAGGAGUAUUUAUUGAUAAAAAUGGGUAAUAAUGUGGAAGUUAAUGGAGUGAAGGUAAGGAAAAAAGAUAAAAAAGUGAAUAGUGAUUAGGA
Messenger RNA from Paramecium primaurelia, 1104 nucleotides. The record is from the annotation of a GenBank genome assembly. Lineage: Eukaryota; Ciliophora; Oligohymenophorea; Peniculida; Parameciidae.